This is a messenger RNA of Dendroctonus ponderosae (mountain pine beetle), 1458 nucleotides long. Its product is annotated as NADH-ubiquinone oxidoreductase 49 kDa subunit. Gene Ontology annotation, molecular function: quinone binding; NADH dehydrogenase (ubiquinone) activity; NAD binding. Gene Ontology annotation, biological process: mitochondrial electron transport, NADH to ubiquinone. The record is from RefSeq and is a predicted model, not a curated record. Lineage: Eukaryota; Metazoa; Arthropoda; Insecta; Coleoptera; Curculionidae.
CAGUCUGAAAAUCAGUUUCACGUGAACAUUUAAAUCAUCUGCAUUCAUGCUGACAGCAUCAAAUUAAUACGAAAAAUGUUGAGAUUGAAACGUUUCCGAGUAAAACCGCUUCAGGCCAUCACUCGGCGCUUUAGUGCUAAAUGGUAUCCAGACCCAGAGUAUUUCGAGCAAUUCAAAGGUCCUGUAAUGUAUCCAGAUGAGACCACUUCAAGGGUUCCCGAUCCGCUUGAAAGAUAUCUAGAUUGGAGUAAAGUUAAAUUAGAAAAUGUGCGCAUCAACUUUGGGCCAGCUCAUCCAGCUGCUCAUGGAUGUUUGCGGAUGAUUACCUACUUGGAAGGAGAAAUUGUAAAAAGGCUGGACCUCCAUAUUGGUCUUCUACAUCGAGGUACUGAAAAAUUGAUAGAGUAUAAAAUGUAUAUGCAGGCUCUUCCAUACUUUGACCGAUUGGAUUAUAUAUCUGUUUUGUGCAAUGAACACGCUUUUUGUCUGGCGACUGAAAAACUAUUGAAUAUACAGGUGCCUCGCAGAGCUAAAUACAUCCGAACCCUAUUUUCUGAGAUUACGAGACUUCUUAACCAUCUUGCUGGAGCAUCGUUUUUGACUUUGGAUGUAGGGGCGAUAACUCCGCUUUUUUGGCUCUUUUAAGAACGCGAGAAACUAUAUGAAAUUUGCGAGAGAGUAUGCGGAAGUAGAAUGCACUGUGGGUAUUUCAGAAUUGGAGGAGUUGCUCAAGACAUGCCCCUGGGAUUAAUGGAUGAUAUUCAUGAGCUGGUAUCAAAGCUGCCAGAGCGGCUGGAUGAGCUUGAAUAUUUAGUCACCAACAAUAGACUUUUUAUAGCCAGAACUAAAAAUAUUGGGCCAAUAACAGCUCACGAAGCGCUCAAUAGAGGAUUUAGUAGCGUCAUGCUUAGAGCGACCGGUGAAAAGUGGGACAUUCGGAAAGUGAUACCAUAUGAAGUGUACGACGAAUUGGAGUUUGAUGUUCCGGUUGGAGCGAAUGGAGAUGUUUACGACCGAUUUAUCUUACGCGUUGCCGAAAUGCGACAAUCCAUAAGACUGGUCAAUCAGCUACUGGACAAAAUGCCUCCGGGUGAAGUUAAGGUGGACGACAACAAAAUUUCCCCUCCAACAAGAGCAGAGAUGAAGAAGAGCAUGGAAAGUCUGAUUUGCCACUUUAAAUUAUUCUCCAGAGGAUUCAACGUGCCACCCGGCUCAACUUACACCGCCAUCGAACACCCUAAAGGCGAGUUUGGGGUGUAUUUGGUGUCGGAUGGCACCUCCAAACCCUACAGGUGCAGGAUCAGACCUCCCAGAUUCAUCCAUUUGUCCGGAAUGGACGAUUUGGGGCGAAAUACGUUUCUUGCUGAUGUAGUGGCUAUUUUAGCCAGUAUUGAUGCGGUGUUUGGAGACGUUGAUAGAUGAAGUGUUUGGAUUUGUAAUAUAGAUUUUUGAGUGUAA